Acanthosepion pharaonis is the source of this 846-nucleotide messenger RNA. NCBI's taxonomy places the organism in Eukaryota, Metazoa, Mollusca, Cephalopoda, Sepiida, Sepiidae. The record is from the annotation of a GenBank genome assembly.
AUGGAGAAUUCUUUCUUGUUUUUCAGAGCAACAACUCAAAUAUCUUCUUUUAUUUCCUUCCUUUUUUUUUUCUCUUUUUCAUUCCAAGUUCAACGUUCCUGCGCGUAUUUGCUUACUAUGCGUUCAGUAAAGAUUUUUAUUGCUGAUAAUAUUUUUAUCUAUCUAUCUAUCUAUCUAUCUAUCUAUCUAUCUAUCUAUCUAUCUAUCUAUCUAUCUCAAUUUUUAUUGCUGAUAAUAUUUUUUAUCUAUCUAUCUAUCUAUCUAUCUAUCUAUCUAUCUAUCUAUCUAUCUAUCUAUCUAUCUCACCGACAAGAUUUUUUUUUGAUAAUAAUUUUUUAUCUAUCUAUCUAUCUAUCUAUCUAUCUAUCUAUCUCAGUAUAUAUUGGUUUGGUUUGUUUUGUUUUUACGGCAUCAACCUCACCGAGUUAUUUAAUGCCGACAAGAUUUUUAUUGCUGAUAAUAUUUUUAUCUAUCUAUCUAUCUAUCUAUCUAUCUAUCUAUCUAUCUAUCUAUCUAUCUAUCUCAAUUUUUAUUGCUGAUAAUAUUUUUAUCUAUCUAUCUAUCUAUCUAUCUAUCUAUCUAUCUAUCUAUCUAUCUAUCUCAGUAUAUAUUGAUUUUUUAUUGCUGAUAAUAUUUUUGUCUAUCUAUCUAUCUAUCUAUCUAUCUAUCUAUCUAUCUCCUAAUGUAAGCUUUCUUUUUCCUUAUUGUGUGUCUUCGUGCUUCGACAAUUUUUAUCUUCUAAAAUCCAUAUUCGACACUUACUGUCAUCCAUAUAACGCGACUGUCCAACCCCGUUUCUUCUGUGUGGUCAACCCAGUCGUUCACCCCCUGACCACUGUCCCGUAA